CCGACGAACCAGCGGCCCGUUGCACCAGCUUCGUCUCGUAUGGAGGACAACAAUUAUGCAGCCACCCGCAGGGCUGACCCUUCAGGUCCCCAUAAGCUGAAUCCUUUGACGAAAGCCCCUUCGACCCGCGGCGUUGCGGAUCUCAUCUUCCAGCCGAACUUAUUUCCCGCUAAUGUUUAAUGAUCUUGGUCCCAUUCAGGGAACCCUGUUCACAACUUUCUCCCCGCGACAACCAUAAUUCCAGGAAACUUGUCCUGUCCUUGCACCUCGAAGCCAUGGAUUUCGACGCGAAUCGAUGGCGAUUCAGCCUCCAAACUUUUGUGGCCGCGGCAUCCAUCGCGGUCCAUGCGUCUUUCGCGCAAGAAUGCGCGUAUAAAGGAGGAUGGGCGCUUCGAAACGAUAGGUCAUGUCCGCCGAGCGCACCUGUCGAGUGUGGCACAGGAGCGCAGCCGAGAUGCUGCCCCUCGGGCUUCAAAUGCACUGGAGAUGGUGACUACGUGGGCAACUACUGUUGUGAAGGUUGGUAAACGCUGUUUCGACACUUCAAUCAACAUGAUCCUGAUCCCAGAUCAAUAGAUCCUUCUGACUGCAGGGAC
Molecule: messenger RNA, 596 nt
Organism: Colletotrichum acutatum
Lineage: Eukaryota; Fungi; Ascomycota; Sordariomycetes; Glomerellales; Glomerellaceae
Exons: 1
Coding region: 180-527 (115 amino acids)
Source: RefSeq, a predicted model, not a curated record